GGCCGCAGCUGUAUCCACGGAUCGAAUGGCCGUGCCAAAGCUCCCUUCUUACGCGGUAAAAAUAUCUGCCUUGUCCGAUCUUCUUAUAGAUGCGCCUUCGUCCAUUCUUUGUCCAUCUACUUACGAUGGAAAACAAUGCAAGCAGAAAAUAACGAGGGCGACCCCCUGAUCUUUGAUGCUGGGACCAACAUAAGCGGAGGGGUGACUAUGCGAGCAUUGUGAUGCGCUUCCUAACUUUUUUUAGGUAUAACAUAAAUGAUAGUAACUACAGGGCCCACCCCCACGGCCCCGGCGGUCUGGCUCCAUCCCCGGAGAUUAUAGCUGGGGCACGCGUGUGGCCUCGUGCUCUUCAGUGGCGCAGCACACUGGCGGUUUGCCGGUCCUGGUAAAUAGUAAUGCCCGGCCCUAAGAUGUAGCCUCUGCCUCGUUAUUUUUUCUCAUUUCUUGCUCGGGGCCGAAGAGCUCUGCCUGCUUUACUACCAGUGCUGGAGGGGGAUGAAGGCUGCGUCACAAUGAAGCCGGCGGAAGAGAGGCAGAACGGGGGGCGCUGCAAUUAAGUACAAGAAGACAAGCAGGGGCACAGAUCUGCCCCUACUUUAGCAGCUAUGCUGCGGAGCAGAGGCCCGCCUUGGCUCCCUUGUUCACUAGAAGGCUGGCGCGGCUGCUCAGGGGUUUUAGGCCCCCGCCUCUGCUACUAGGAGACUGCAGCCAGGGAAGGGCCUCCGCGAUGGUUCGCGCCGUGCGCAAAAAAUAGCACACAGACAGCCGCGCAGCAAGUGCGCUCGCUGGGGCAUGUGCGCUGGAACCUGAAACUCAAUCUGUUGGCCCCGCUUCUGUUUGCGUCUUGACAAAGUCAGGCCGAAUUUGGCUCGCCGGGUUAAUACAUAGCUCGGCUUGUUCCAGUGUUCCCAGUUUCUAGCUACUUACAACCCCAGUUCCUUGCUUUACUUUUUGUUGCGUGCGCCUUGUGGCGUGGCUUAGUUCUGUGCGCCGGUGCAGCUACCAACGCACACCUCGCUGGAAUGCCGAGCGCGUCGAUGUGUGAUGCUGGUCGGAAGGUCUGGCGCGUGUGGCGUGGGGCGUAAUGAAGAGAAGGGCGGGCAUUGAUUUGUCUGCCACAAAUCGGACACAGCUCACGCAUGAAGGGGCCAAGCCGUAGCCGCUAGUGUUAUCCUUGGCUUGUCAUUUGGUAGCCCGGCUUCUUGUCUGUGGCGCCGUGCAUGUAGAAGCAGGGGCAAAGGCAACUGAGGAGGCGGGGGCCUCUGCUGAUUACUCAGCACUCCUAUUUACUCCGCAUGCGCGUCGGGUCUUCUUGUGCGUAAUCGAAUGGCUUCACGAUCUAGCAGAAAGAAGCUCUGCCGGCCCGUCUUCGCCAGGGCGGGGCGUUUUACUUCUUCCCAGUCGACUUGCAUGGAAGGGGUUGGGGGGUGAAGUCGCGUCCUGGGUCGGUUCGUUAUCAUUUUUUUUUUUUUUUAUAUAUAAGAAUGUCAUCGAGGCUCGCGAUUUACGGGGACUGCCCCUGGCCAGGCGGUAGUGACUAUUGAUUUAGUGAGAGUAAGUUUUCUUUCUUGUGCUGUUCGGCCGCAGCCGUUGCUGAUGCUGCACUAGUGCGGGGGCACAGAUAGAGCCCAUACCCGCCCGCGCCCCCUGGUCGCGCUUCUCAAUCAGUUCCACCACUUCCCUACCCGCCCUAACAUUUCUCCCCCUUUGCACUUCUGCCUCCUGUGCUCGUUUUUGAUUAUUUGUUGCUUGCUUCGCCCGAGGCUGGGGCUAUGAGUCUACUUUUAAGGCGCCGCUUAGGUAGUCUCUCCGCAUUCUCUAUGCUUUUGGGACAGGCGCCAGAAGUUUUUGCUGCGCGGCGUAGGUGCGUUGGUUCUUUGCUUCUAUUCUAAGUCACCAAGUCUUUUGAUUAAGGUGAAGCCCGCCCUUGCCUCCCUCGUGCUCGUUAUGCAGCAGGACACUAAGAAAGUACACAGGUUGUAUCAUGUGGCAACUUUUAUUACCGCCCACACUUUUCGCGACAGCAGCUUCGCAGCCUGUCUGUGAUAAAUCAGAGUAAGGGGAGGCACUCAUAGGGCGACAGCCAGGCAAGUAGCCUCUAACUAGCUUGUGCCGAUGCUCUUGGGGGGGAUUCUGCUGCGGUGAGGUUAUUGGUGGCGCCUUUUUAUCGCAGUUGCUGCAGGCAUGGCCAGGCCCUGUGCCAUUGGGCAACGAGAUCGAGAAGGGCCUUAGAGGUAGAAUGGGUUUGAUGAUGAACAAUCUUGGGCAAGAGCGACGCAGGCGCCACUAGGCGCACACCCGAAGACUGGGUGAAGCGUCACCUUCGGGACAUGAUUGGGCUUCGUUGUGGGCUUACUUUCUCGCUUCAGCGUUGGGCGAUGUUAGCCUCGACAGAAGUUAAGCUGGAUGGCUCAGGGGUAUCGUAUGUCCCUGUGAAGCAAGGUGGCUGAGACUUGCACAUAGACUCUGGCUCGAGUGUCGCUAGGUUGAUAAUAGUGGAAAUCCCAUGAACGAGAAGACCCCCGAGGCAGCUGGACGACGCGCGGCGCCUAUAAUGGACGGACCCCAUAGCAUAAAUUUCUUCUAGCCUGUUAAUAAGACUAAACUUUUCUACCUCUCCUAGUUUCAUCGGCUCUGCCAGUGCUUGUAACAGUUGAAAGCUGGCGCCUCAGCCUGGGUUGACUCACUGUGGCUCCGGCUCAUUUUUAACAAGAUAGAGCAGGGGCGUGCCGUAGCCGGCUCUAGUAUUUUUCUGGGCGGGUCGAUUACAUUAGGCCCCCGUCCUCCCCCUUGGCCCCCGUGUGUCAUCUUUGUCAGAAGUUGAAG
This is a messenger RNA of Amoebophrya sp. A25, 2826 nucleotides long. Lineage: Eukaryota; Dinophyceae; Syndiniales; Amoebophryaceae. The record is from the annotation of a GenBank genome assembly.